AUGGCCCCCAUCUACGUCAAGGGGGGUGUGUGGACCAAUGUGGAGGAUGCAAUCUUGAAGGCUGCCAUUUCCAAGUACGGGCUCAACCAGUGGGCCCGUGUGAGCUCGUUGUUGGAGAAGAAGACUGCCAAACAGUGCAAGAUGCGAUGGCAGGAGUGGCUGGACCCCCGGAUCCGCAAGAUCGAGUGGACCGUGGAGGAGGACCGCAAGCUGUUGGAGCUUGCGCGGUUGCGGCCAAACCAGUGGAACAGUGUCAGUAUGUUGAUGAACCGGACCGCGAACCAGUGCAUCGAACGGUACCAGCAGCUUUUGGACGACAAUCUGGACGAUUCCGAUCUGAAACUCACGGGCAACAUGAAGGAGGCGGCGCAGGGCGUGAACAGCUUGAACCUGAACCCGGAGUCGAAGCCUGCUCGGCCGGAUUUGGAGGAAAUGGACGACGACGAGCGCGAGAUGUGGAGCGAGGCCCGUGCGAGACUGGCCAACACAAAGGGCAAGAAGGCGAAGCGGAAGGCGCGUGAACGGAUGGUUGCCGAGAGCAGGCGUGUGGCAUUGAUCCAGAAACGCAGAGAGCUCAAGCAGGCGGGAAUCAACUCGCGGUUCAGAACAAAGAAGAAGUUUGCUACGCAGAUGGACUACAACAGCGACGUUGCGUUUGCACGAGUUCCGGAGGAGGGUCGGUUCGACACUCACGACGAAGACGUCCAGAACCACCAAGCACGGCUGGAGUUUGACAGCAAGGCAGAGCGCAACCAGCUGCCUAACCAGGAGUUUGAGAAGCAGGAGAGAAAGCGCAGACGGCAGGAACAGGAGCAAGCCACGACGUUUGAGGGCGCUGCGCAAACGUACGACGACGAGCUCGAGUUCAAGAAACGGCGGAUGCAAUUGAGUGCGCCCGACGGCGCAGACGAUCUGGCAGAUGUGGAUCUGGACGGAGAGAUCAAGUCUGCUGCCAAGGACCUACACCGAUCGACGCACGAACGGUCUGUUCUUUUCACGAAGGGGGCGGAAAACGAGUCUGAGGACGACGAGGACUCGUUGCCGCGGGUGUCAUUGCGUUCGAAGCUUGCUAAUCUGCCCGCGCCGCUCAAUGAUUUCGAGAUUGACGAGAGUGAGGCCGAGGAAGGGGUAGCCGACCUGCAUGAAGGGCCCCGGAUCGACGCGUCGGUGCGGCCGCGGGUGGCCGUUUUGGGAGGACGCGAGCAAGUUGCCUGUCGGGGACUUCCUGUUCCGGACAAGGCUGGGGAAAUUGUGGGACUGGCCACGGGCCGUUCAGGGGUCGCGAAGCUUGUUUUGGAGGAGCUUGCGCGGGUGAUUAGUGGCGAUGUGGGCGAGAUAGACAACGAGGAUAGUGUUCAGGCUGCGAUUGAGGCCGAAUUGGAGCAUAUGGACUACAAUGUCUACAAACAAGCGGUGGAGACGCCGGCGGCGAUCGACGUGGACGAGCAGAUCAGCCAGAUAGGCGCCGAGCUCGACCAAAUAAGCAAGAAGACCCACGGACUUGAGAAGAAGUUCGCCGUGUUCACAAACGGAUACGUGCGGAACCAGGCCGGUUUGCUGGGCGCAAUUGGCACCAAGGCGGCCGAAUUGACCGACCUGGACCGCGAGGUGUACGUGUACAACGAGAUCCAGGUGUUGGAAAACCAGGCCAUAAAUACAAGGUCCCAGGUUCUCCAGGAAAACCUCGGCCGACUUACUGAGGCGGUCGACAAUGCAGAAAAGCGGCUUUUGUAA
Ogataea philodendri is the source of this 1734-nucleotide messenger RNA. RefSeq lists its product as uncharacterized. The transcript has a single exon. Gene Ontology annotation, biological process: mRNA splicing, via spliceosome. Lineage: Eukaryota; Fungi; Ascomycota; Pichiomycetes; Pichiales; Pichiaceae. The record is from RefSeq and is a predicted model, not a curated record. Gene Ontology annotation, cellular component: Prp19 complex; spliceosomal complex. The coding region runs from base 1 to 1734 and encodes 577 amino acids.